AUGUCCACCCCUACCACCACAACCACAAACUCCGCCCUCGCCCUCUCAGCCCUCACCUCGCUGGGCGGCGCAAUCGGGUACGCGCGCACCGGGUCGAUCCCCUCCAUCGCAGCGGGUGUCUCCGUCGGCGCGUUGUACAUGCUCAGCUUCGCGCGGCUGCGCGCGGGCCAGUCGUACGGCGAGGAGGUGGGUCUGCUGGCGUCGGCGGUGCUGGGGGGCAGCUCAAUUCCGCGGGCGAUUAAGACGGGGUUUAAGCCUGUCCCGCUGGGAUUGUCAUUGUUGGCGACGUAUGGGGCUGUUGUUUUUGGGCUUGCCUUGAAGGAUCGACGGGUUUGA
Molecule: messenger RNA, 336 nt
Organism: Penicillium alfredii
Lineage: Eukaryota; Fungi; Ascomycota; Eurotiomycetes; Eurotiales; Aspergillaceae
Product: TMEM14 family protein
Exons: 2
Coding region: 1-336 (111 amino acids)
Cellular component (GO): membrane
Source: RefSeq, a predicted model, not a curated record